AUGUCUUCAGCUCCUGAGCAAUCAUGUAAACCAAGUGGUGACUGGUCUCAGUUAUUAUUGAAUAAAGUUGUUAUUGUUACUGGUGCUGGUGGAGCUAUUGGAGCUGCAAUUUCACAUUGCUGUGUAUUGCACGGUGCACGUGUUGCUAUAGCCGAUAUCAAUAAAAACGCAGCUGAUGCAGUAGUAACAAAAAUUAUCACGGAUGAUCAAACACAAAAAGACAAUGUGAUGGGAAUUGAACUUGAUGUAACUGAUGAGCAAGCAAUACAAAAAGCAGUAAAAUCCGUUGUAGAUAAAUGGAAUAGAGUCGAUGUACUUGUCAAUAACGCUGCUAUUUUUACUUUGUGCUCAAUUGAAGAUGCAUCAGCAGAAGCAUGGUCAGAAAUAUUCAACGUCAACGUACGUGGUUAUGCCCUCAUGGCUAAAGCUGUUGUUCCUUUAAUGAAAAAGCAACGAUCUGGAUCAAUUAUUCAAAUGGCUAGUAUCAGCAGUUGGGUUGCUCAACCAAACUUUGUACCUUAUAGUACAACAAAAGGAGCUGUUCUACAAAUGACACGUAAUUUAGCACUUGACUUGGGCUCAUUCAAUAUAAGAUGUAACUCUAUUUGUCCUGGUACUAUACUUACACAAGCUACAACUACUCAUGCGGCUAAUUUACAGCUAACAAUGGAUGAAUUCACUGCAGCAGAAGUAAAAAAACAAUGUUUAAAACGAUUGGGCUCACCUGAAGAGAUAGCUAACCUAACAGUAUUUCUUGCUUCAGAUCUAUGCCAUUUCGCAACAGGUGCUAGCUUUUUAGCCGAUGGAGGUUAUACAACUAUUUAG
Molecule: messenger RNA, 825 nt
Organism: Rotaria socialis
Lineage: Eukaryota; Metazoa; Rotifera; Eurotatoria; Philodinida; Philodinidae
Source: the annotation of a GenBank genome assembly